CGGGCUCUUCCUCUUCUGCCUUGCGGCCGCUGGAGAAAGACAUUGUUGAACAAAACGAACCAGUGGGGGCCAGCAGCACGACGAGGGACAACAACAUCAAGAACUACUGCGAGAAACAAGAACUACAAGCACGUGGUCGACUACCCAUUGAUGUGGAAAGGAAGGCUUUGUACCGCCGGCUGUACCAGCAGUGCGUCACGAUUCGGGACCAGCGAAAAACGAUCGAGCAGCAGGCGGGCAAAAUUCGGCACCAGGCCCGCGGGCUGCGCGCGCUGGACGGAAAGCUGACGGAGGUUCUCGGUGCCCAGGGCCGUCGCAAUGGGGACGAGAGAAACAGGAACUGCAUGGUUCCAGCAGUUGGUGGUGCGCCGAGAGUUGUAGUUCCCAGUGAGCGGGGAAAGGAAAAGUUGCUGCCGUGGUGCAGAAGUAGAAUAAAUGAGGAAACAGUAGAAGUUGGAGCUCCUGCUGUUCGGGAAUUAUAUGUCCGCGCAGAUGAGGAUAAACAACGCGAGAUUUCUUCUAUGGAUGCACAAACAAAAAUGGCGUCCAAAACUGUCUUUCUGCAGUUGAAGGCAAAGGUUUUGCAGCUGCAGGAGAAGCUGGCCACGGAGCGGGAUCUGCGGUUCAGCUUGGAGAAGCAGUUGCGGCACGUGGAGCAGAUGUGCUCGUUUUUGCAGGAAAAGCGGAUCGAGCAAGAAGAAGUGGCUACUACUGCUAGUAGUAUCCAAUCACAGCAUGAUGAUACGAAGAUGAGAAACAAAAAUGGCUCGUUGGAUACGAAGAAGAGAGAUCAUAGGUGGAACAAGAAAAAUAAAUACCUGAAUCCGAAUCCUGGCCUGCGAGGUCGUGGAGUCCUGGAAGUUGAUAAUUCCUGUGGGGAUCGUGAAGAUGAACCGGUGUUGAGGAUGUCGAAAACACUUUCGCAGCGGACAAGUUCUAUCACACAGAAAAAAGCUGGCAGGGUAUCUUUGUAGUACAAAAAUAAACACACAAAGAAAUAAUCUGUAUUGCAUAUCCGAAACAGCAUGCUAUGGGGCCACCCAUAGCAAAUGUUUCUGUGUGUUUAUUUUUGCAUUACAAAUGUGCCCUGCCAGCUUUUUUCUCUGGGAUAAGUUUUUGCACGUCUUCAGGGACAAGAACUCCGUCGCAGCUCGGUAGAAACAAGGAAGCCGGACGUCGAGUGCAGCGGGCUUCUAGAAAUAACUCCACAUCCACUAGAACUACCAAGUCCUCUGCUCGUGAUUUUAUUGCUGCUCGAUGCGUAGUCUCGCCUUCUCCUGUUGAGGGGAAAAGUAGGAGCAAAGCGCGUGCAGGUGCUGAAGAAGUAGCAGGAGGUGCGACUAUUGGCACGGAAGUAGAGGGGACCCCCUCGGGGCGAAGAACACGAGCGAGAGGGGGACCACGAGCUGAGACCACGUCGGAAGCCUUCACGACCCCCCGGCGGCGUCCUCGUCAUCCAGUUCGUGAGCCUGGUGCACGCUGUCGAGAAGAAAUGCGGGGGCGGCGCAAUGGCAGUAAAAAGGCCACUACGUCGGCAGGCGAAGGCGAUAAAAAUCCUGAACGAGGUGGUGGGUUCUCAAACCUCCGCCGGAAUAAUUCCUCUUCUUGUGGCGGCACUCCAAGGUCCACAGACUCGGGGAGGCGAGGGGGAAAAACGGACAAGACAACCACCCGGUUAGUUGAAGAUGCUGCCAGUCGUUCCAACGAACGCAGCGAUGUUGAGCCCGGGAAGAAGGUUCUUGCCGACUCCGACCCAAUCGUCGCGCAACGAACGCUAUCAAAUGUAAAAAUGUCUGGGUCUGGACGAAUACAAACUUGUGAUGCACAUUUCAGAACACAGAAAAAUCUCUUAUGCAUGGGUAGCAAAAGCUGCCCACUUUCUGUCACCAAAGUGGGGGAUUUGUCAUGCGGAUUCGGCAUUGCGGAAGCUUCUCGAAACCUGUAAUGCUAGAGCUUCCAUGCCAGACCUUCUGUGUCAUGCAAAAACAGCAUGACUCUUCCAGACCCAGACACUUUUACAUUUGAUAAACGCCGCAGACGCGAAGCCCGGUCGCGCGAAGGGCCGGUCUAUCAGGGCGGAGAGGUUAUGAGCCGGUGCGGCUUCGCGGCCGAUCAAAAGAGGGAGACUUGGCGCAAGAGGCAAUAAAGCCGGCGACAUCUUCAGAAAUGACAGAAAUAUUAAACGCGGGACAACAGGGGGGCCGGGAAAUUCAUUUUGCGAGCGGCGACGGAAAAAUUAUUAGCAAAAAAGUUGAAAAUAACUAUCCACAGCAAAAAGAACUUCAGCUUCCACCGCGUGGGCGGAAUUUGCUGAGUUGCUUCGACAGCAUCUCCGACCUUUUUGAGGGAGACAAUGGGCGGCCUUUUGAAGAUGACUCAAGCGCGAAAGACGAGCUUCUGUCGGGGAGCCAACUGAGUCGACACGUAGACGAACUACUGCGGGGGAUGCAUGGUAGACGAGCCGCAGCACCUGGGUGCGAGAAGACUGCAUGAAGAUCAUAAGCACUUACUCUUUGUAAGUAAAUGACCACUGGUUUAUGUGGUUUUUUGAGCUCUGUAUAUUGCACUGGCUGAUGUAUUAAAGCAGCAAUUCCUCACCUUGUAGUUAUGGGCCAGGAGGAGCCUACAAAGGGGAAGUUUUGAUUUCGUCAGAAGUUUCGG
This is a messenger RNA of Amoebophrya sp. A120, 2661 nucleotides long. The record is from the annotation of a GenBank genome assembly. NCBI's taxonomy places the organism in Eukaryota, Dinophyceae, Syndiniales, Amoebophryaceae.